Molecule: messenger RNA, 1470 nt
Organism: Hordeum vulgare subsp. vulgare (domesticated barley)
Lineage: Eukaryota; Viridiplantae; Streptophyta; Magnoliopsida; Poales; Poaceae
Product: myb-related protein Hv33
Exons: 2
Coding region: 259-1167 (302 amino acids)
Biological process (GO): regulation of stomatal movement
Source: RefSeq, a predicted model, not a curated record
GUGUCUUCAACUCCAAUCCAUUGCUUGUGCAUUGCUUCGAGCCUACUUGAUCGCUGCCUCACCUCACUCCCUCUCCCUCUCCCUCUCCCUCGCCGAGUGAGCUUGCGCUUCUUCUCACCCACGCUUCCCCCAUAUAUACCCGACCAUCCACCGGGAGGAAGCAACCGCCGGUCCAUCACGCCGACCGCCAUUGCCUCCGUCCAUCCACGCUGCUUGCCCAGCCCAGCUCAUCAUCCCGGAGCGGAAUCAACUGAUCGAAUGGGACGCCCGUCGUCCGGCGCCGUGGGGCAGCCCAAGGUCCGCAAGGGACUGUGGUCGCCCGAGGAGGACGAGAAGCUCUACAACCACAUCAUCCGGCACGGCGUCGGCUGCUGGAGCUCCGUCCCCAGGCUCGCCGCGCUGAACCGCUGCGGCAAGAGCUGCCGCCUCCGGUGGAUCAACUACCUCCGCCCCGACCUCAAGCGCGGCUGCUUCUCCCAGCAGGAGGAGGACCACAUCGUCGCGCUCCACCAGAUCCUCGGCAACAGGUGGUCUCAGAUCGCGUCGCACCUGCCGGGCCGGACGGACAACGAGAUCAAGAACUUCUGGAACAGCUGCAUCAAGAAGAAGCUCCGGCAGCAGGGCAUCGACCCGGCCACGCACAAGCCCAUGGCCUCCGCGGACACGGCAACGGCAGCGGCCGCAUUGCCGGACGCAGAAGAGGAAGACCGUAAGCCCCUUUGCCCGGAGAUCGACGGCAGCCUCGUUCCGAAGCAGCCGGCGGUGUUCGACCCGUUCCCGCUGUGCGUCGACUACGGCGCCGGGUUCGCCGAGGAACUCGGCGUGGCGAACGCUGCGGCAUUGUAUGGCCAGCUCUGCGGCGGGAAGGAGGUCGCGGACGACGACGCCGGGUUCGGCGCCGCGGACUACAGCUGCGUGCUGGACGUGUCGGAGAACCUGGGCUACGGGGAGAGCUCGAGCAACAGCAGCAACUGGAACUACGGCGGCGAGGUGGGCAGCGUGCUGGACGGCGAGGUGCCGCACUGGGCCAAGGCGGAGCCGGCCUUCGCGGAGAUGGAGAGGCAGCAGCAGCACUCACCGGCGGAGCAGAAGCUUUCGCUGCCCUGCCAAGAACAGAGCCUCCUCGCAAGUUUCGAUUUCAACCUGGAAUUGGAACCAUACUUCUGAAAUUCCCCCCUCUUUUUUCCCUCCAUUUUUCACCUUCUUGAAUCAUAUCACGAUUUCCAACCACGUAUAUUCACACGUCAACAGGAUGGCAAGGAUCCAUCCGAAAGCCAAUUAGGGAUUGUACGUAGAGUACAAACAAAGACACACGCUUGUUUGAUUUUUCACAGAGACGACAAUACGGUAAGUAUGUCGUGGAACAUUGUUGUGUAGGCGCUGCUUAGUCACGGAGACGACAUAUAGCAAUCAAACACUUGUAAAAAAUAAGCACAAACAUUUAUAUACAUACUGGAGUAUUACUUUGCA